AUGACAGAAGAGAUUUCAAUUACUUUUGAUGAGUAGAACAAAAUUAGAGUGUUGGAUGCUGAGAAGUACAGAGAGACAGAGCAGUUGAAGAUAGAGAGCAUGGAUUUUAUCAAGAAGGUGCUUGCUUUGGACGAGGUGGUUCAAAAUUUGAAUGAGACACUGGAGGAAUAUUCAAAAAAAAUAGAGAUUGAGAAGUUGAGAGCAAUAGGAGAGCGUAAUAAAGUGGAAACAGAAUAGGAAAAUAGAAAGAAGAAGUUGAUGGAGUUAUCAAAUAUUUUGAAUGAAAGAAAGGCUGAAUUGGACAGAUAUUAGAUCGAACUGGAUAGUCUGUAGAAGGUGGAAUAGGACCAAAGAAUUUUGAUAGAGAAACUAAGCAAUAAUGAAGCAUGA
Molecule: messenger RNA, 390 nt
Organism: Paramecium tetraurelia
Lineage: Eukaryota; Ciliophora; Oligohymenophorea; Peniculida; Parameciidae
Exons: 2
Source: RefSeq, a predicted model, not a curated record